AUGACGCUGCAUUUGAGCUUACCCGGCGCGCAUCGAAGUAAUCAGCAGCAGGAGGAGCUACGAGAAGCGCGCCGGCUUCUUAAGGAGAGGAUUCGUAAUGACUGGGAAUACCCAACUCUUCCGGCUUGGCGGUCAAGCGGGGCGGAGCGGAGAGGACCUCAAACUGCUGCUGCUGCUGUCGACGAGGAGGAGAAGAUUGCGGGGUUCAGGUUCCAUGCGCCGAGUGCUGCCGGUACAGGAGCAGGUGGGGGACAUGUGCUGGGACUCGAUUUCGAUCCUGUGGAAUGGCGGGAACGAGAAGAGGCUUCGGAAACGGAUGGAGAGAGCAGCGCCACGAGUACCACCACCACCGGCACAUCAUCCAAACGCAAGAGCAAGGAGAGCAAUAAUGCAUAUCGAUUCGAAGGUCCGGACAGCGUGGCGGCGCAGUUGACAGAACGCCGUCUGGCGCGAAAACGAAAACGACACGAGGCGUUGCGGGAGGAAAUGCAGUGGAACAAAGGCUUGGAAUUAUUCAUCACCAGACGAGAUAAAUGGUGUUGCGCGCGUCCUGCACCGGAUGUUCAAUUCGCAGAGUUGAAAUCUUCGGGAACCUCAACUACAACAACAACAACCACCCCUUCAGUGGUGGUGGAGACAUCUUCAAUAACAUCCUCCUCCAGUCCACGAACAUCCACCUCAUCCACAUCCCAAAUCUCCUCGACGCCCGCAACCAGUCCCGACACCAGGAUCAUAACAACAGCACCCACCACCACCAACUCCUCCCCACCACCACAAGAAAUUCUCAUCCCCAUCGCACCAGCAUUACUCCCCAACCAUCCCAUCCGAASACGCAUCUCCACCACAAUGUACCCCGAAAUCUACAGCAAAAUCAUCCUGCAAUCCCGCACUCCCUCGGUCCCGAUCAAUCUCUCCACCCUCGUCAAAGCGCUUGUGCAAGGGUGGAAAGAUGACGGCGAGUGGCCCCCAAAAGCAGGACCCGUGGAACCGAGUGUAGGGGGGCGGAAAAAAGGCAGUGAAGGUGGUUUGAAAAAGGGCCUGAAGAAGGUGCUUCGCGUUACGGGCGUGCUGGAUGAUUCGGGGAAGAAGGAUGGAGAGGGCUAA
Messenger RNA from Ramularia collo-cygni, 1104 nucleotides. RefSeq lists its product as uncharacterized. The transcript has a single exon. The record is from RefSeq and is a predicted model, not a curated record. Lineage: Eukaryota; Fungi; Ascomycota; Dothideomycetes; Mycosphaerellales; Mycosphaerellaceae. Bases 1 to 1104 code for a protein of 367 amino acids.